Messenger RNA from Hypoxylon trugodes, 1968 nucleotides. RefSeq names its product Dor1-domain-containing protein. Gene Ontology annotation, biological process: cytoplasm to vacuole targeting by the Cvt pathway; intra-Golgi vesicle-mediated transport. Gene Ontology annotation, cellular component: COG complex. The coding region runs from base 185 to 1510 and encodes 441 amino acids. Lineage: Eukaryota; Fungi; Ascomycota; Sordariomycetes; Xylariales; Hypoxylaceae. The transcript has a single exon. The record is from RefSeq and is a predicted model, not a curated record.
UCGAAUUCUAAUAUACAAGCAUAUACAUAGUUUGACAAAAGUUUACACAUGCAGGAAACCGGAAAAUAAUAUCCAACCGUCUCAAAUAAAUGACAAUAAAUCACAACUCUUAAUUAUCGAUGAAAUCGAAGCAUCUCAAGCUUGAGGUACACUACACUAACCUACGGGUUAGAUAGUCGCCGUCAUGGCUGACCUAUUUCAAGAAUUUUUGAACCCACCUAAUUCGGCUGGCCGCCGUUCAAAUGACAAGGCUACCUCGGAUCCCGUAGCCCUCGAAUAUCUAUCCACUCUAGCUUCUAUGCCCCUUUCUCAAUUAGAGAGCUCCGAGCAACAAUCUUUAUCACAGUCAUCUCAUUCGCUUCUUUUAUCUCUACAAGCCCUUUCUAAACGCUCUCACAAAUCUAUCAUCAGCUCCGCAGAGAAUCACUCCCACCUUCGCACAACAUUACCCGUUCUAGCAACCUCAACCAGUGACCUCACAGCUGCCAUACCCAAGUUAGAUAAUGAAGCGGUUAAGUUUUCUACAACUUAUCAUAAGUCUGGAGACAAUGAGAUACUCAACGCUCGGAAACGAGCCCUUUUAUUAACAAGGAAUGUCGAACGGUUAGUCGACGUACUUGACCUCCCUACCUUGCUUUCUACAGCCAUCUCAACUGGGUCUUCUGCACCAGCUGCAAACUAUGCAUCCGCAUUAGAUCUAAAUGGCCACAUCCGUCGGUUGCACGGAUUAUAUCCAGACUCACCUUUAGUGAAUUCUGUAUCGACACAGGCCGAUGAUGCCAUGCAGGCCAUGGCUAAAAACUUGAUAGCAAGUUUACGGACCCCGGGCCUGAAGCUAGCUUCCGCCUUAAGAACGACUAGUUGGCUGCGAAGGGUAGUGCCUGAAUUAGAUUCUGCUGGUGCUGCUGGAAACGGUGGAGGGUUGGGAGCUUUGUUCCUCGUCUGUCGACUAUCGACGCUUAUUAAUAUGCUUGCUGCGUUGGAGCCUCUUCGCGAGCUAGCAGAACAGGAAAGGAUACGGCAACAGCAAAGUUCGAAAGGAAGCGCAUGGUCUGGGGGCCAACAAACUGAAAGAUAUCUUAAACGGUACAUAGAAAUAUUCAGAGAACAGAGUUUCGCCAUAGUGUCUAUGUUCAGGAGUAUAUUCCCCACGCCGACGAACGAAGCGCACUCGAAAGCUGGCAACGACCCUUUGCAGCCAAUACCUUCUGCAUUAUCAACAUUCCCGUUCCAUCUUAUCGAGAUGUUAAUGGAGACCCUACGAACCUACUUACCGACCGUCAAAGACCAACCAUCCCGUGACAGUCUUCUGACGCAGGUGCUAUAUUGUGCUGGAAGUCUUGGCCGCUUAGGAGGAGACUUUGGAAUAUUACUUGCCACCAUCGACGUUGGUGAGGAGGCAGAAGAUGAAUGGGUCGAAGUAGUGAAGCGACAUCGGCUUAUGGCAGGUCGACUAGAGUCGAUUGUCGGAGGAAAGGACAAAAUCACCCCGGAUCCUAUCAAGGCAUAGACACCAGGACCAGUCUGAAUCGAUUUAUGAAUUGCGCCAAAGACGGAUUUUGGAUAUUAUAACAUACGAUUGCUCGACUUUUCCUGUACCUGGAGCUGACGUUCAGUGAGACACCUGUUGGCUGCGAAGACACGAAUUUACUAUAGAAGAUAUGCGGAAGCAUUUCCUACUAGUUGGCGGCAUAUGAUUAUAGAAUACCCACUUGAGGUAGAAUCUUAAAAAAAAGAUACCCAGCCGAAUAUGAGUCUUAUGUCUAGUUUACGAGAAGAUACGAGGACUGAUCUAGUGUAUAUAUAUAUGCACAAAUACAGUAUUAUAUGCAGCAAACAAGUAUUACUAUUGCGAGUUAGUAUCACUAUACUGAAGGCUAUGACGCAACCGUAUCUUUUCCGGUCCCAUAAAAUAAAAAUAAUUCAUGACGGGAACCCGAGGCUGCCGGGGCCGAGAAGCUAUCCAUC